Molecule: messenger RNA, 9609 nt
Organism: Spirodela intermedia
Lineage: Eukaryota; Viridiplantae; Streptophyta; Magnoliopsida; Alismatales; Araceae
Source: the annotation of a GenBank genome assembly
AUGGAAGGCGCGAGAGUCGUCGCGAUUUCCGAGCUACUGCAAAUCGGGCGCCCUCUCACCGGAGCGUCGUCACUCUCGCUCCGUCAGAACGAACGGAGGGCCUCCGCCAUUUUCCUGGCACCCUCGCACAAGCAGAAGGGGGAAGGAGCUCCUCUUCUCGGCGAUGGGGAACCCGUCGCUCCUCUCCACGCCUUUCGUCCUCUCAAUAUUCCGGCCGUCCUCGUCGGUACGCUUGGCCUCACCGGCGACGAUGGCUCCUCCCGCAUUUGCAGCUCCGGUAACCACUGCUUCUGCUUCUCCGACGGAUCGGGGAGGGUUUGCUGCGCCGUUCUGGACCUGGACAUGGCCAUCGUCGGGAGAGAGAUCUACGUCCUCGCCUGGAAUUUCGUUCCUAUCUCUCGCGAUGGCGGGGUUUUGGAGGUGAUCAAGUGGAGUCUCCCCGAUCAGGCGUCAAAACCUGGAAAUGAUGCUCGUCCCUCGGUACCCUUGCAUUUUCCUCGGCGAGAAGAUCGCUCAAGAGUUCGUUCUUGUGCUUGGGGAGUGUUGGCGGCAGUGAGUCCGGUGUUUUCGGUUCCCUUCUCCGUGCAGCAUGGUGGAUUUCAAGGGAAUGCUCGCGACGAAACUGGAGAUGGUGCAUAUUUAGAGGGUUUCAUUGUAGAACUUAGCACCUGCAAGUGCGACUCCUGUGGGAAAGCCAGGUCCGUGAAAGAGCUCCACCAUUGUCUGCUGGAUCAAAAGGUCCAUUCUUUCGACAACCCAGUAUUUGUCUACUUCCGUGAGCCCUGUUCCUCAUGGCGGCCGAUUCUCUCUAAGCUGCUGGGCGACGUCGUUACUGUCUCGGGCUUGAAGAAGAAAUAUAUCUCUGCAGGAGGGUUAGAAUCCUUGAUAUUUGUAACAACUGAGAGAACAAUUGUCCAUGAAAAUGGGAAGCCUGGGGAUUGCGGGUCUGCUGAAAGAAGUGCUCUCCCAAGAAAGGGGAGCCAUGUUGGGAACUAUUGUGGAGUAGUUACUGGUGUUUUCAAGAAUGGAACGGUUGUUGAAUUGGACAGGAAAAAUGUCUGGCUUCUGUUAGCGGGUCCCCUGCUCGAUCUUCCUCACUCUCUUAGAGUUGGUGCUGUGGUAGGCUUCUACUUUCUGGCUUUAGCUUGGAUAAUGUACUUAAUAUUUGCGAUCACAACUACACCUAAUCAACUUCGUUGACGUUUUAGAGCUGCCUAAUUUAGUGGUAUUGUGUUAUCUGAACAAAUGACUAUUCGAUUACUCUUCACUUUUGUAGAAAGGGAAUAAACCAUCAAAGGAAAAUAUCUGAGUUCUUCGUCAACUUAAUUAUUUCAGAUAAUCAAUUUUGUGAAUAACCACUGCGAACUAUUGUCCUGUGGCGUUUUCAUGAAAAAAAUGACCUCAGCUUUAUGUUGAACUUCCAUGUUGUAAAGAUUAGAUUCUAAGAAAGCUGGAUGAUUUUUUUUCCAAAUCAAAUUAAGUUCCGAUUUCCAGAUGGCAAUUCAUGGUGGCUUCCCAUUUUUCCCUGUCGACUGAUGUCCGGUUCUCACAUAGAUCACUGUGAAGAAUGUGCUCUUUAUUCGUCCCAGUUUUCCAUGGAUCCAAAUUCUUCUACUUGGGAGUUUCAUCAAGACCAGCAUUGAGGUCAAGUCGUUUUCACUUAUUGACAGUCGGUGAGUCUCAUAUAGCUACAAUCUGACCACAUGCAAUGAUAUUUUUCUUGAAAAUUGACACUGAACCCUCAGAUGUUCACUCCAGUUGUCACUCUAUGCGUCAAAGACAAAGUCUUCUAUGGGAUUUCAUUUAUUCAUUGCCCUUCUAUGCCAGAUUUUGGUAAGGUUGCUGAGGAAUAUUUUCUAUUAUCAUCCUUUGGCUUAUGUUCUGAUAAUUAUCCUUCACUCUUCACUGUCGUCACCUGUUUGAUUUCAGGGCUCUUCUGGUGACCUCAUCUUUCCAGAAAAAGUUUGCUGGUGUUCUCUCUGAAAAAGAAAUUCUGGGGACGAAAAAGGUAAAAUGCUUCUUGAUUUAAGUCUCAUUUUUGUUUUCCCUUGGUAUUUUAGGCAUUGCUAACGUAUCUUAUUACUUUUGAAAACCACUGAUUUUAGACAUUGCUAAUAGUCUUCUCGUGCUUUUUUUUGUUUUUGAAAUAUAUUAAGCUCACAGUGAUAUCAUGUUAGGUAUUUUCAGAAAGAGGGAUUGGUCGAAAAUUAUUGCAAAUUGUCCCUACCUUCAAGUACAGUUGAACAUCAGGUAAAUUUAUAAUUCUCAGCGAUUUCACUCAUUAUUAUUAAUGCUACCUCUACACUGAUCUUCUGUCCAGUGAAUGAUAUUGAAUUGAUAUUAUAUUCCUCUUCUCUAGCAUUUUUAAAGAUCCAUUUCAGUAAGGGCCUGAAUCUGGGAACAUUACCUUAUCUGCAUGCUACGGAAUUUGGCAUGAAAGCGUUCAUAUUCUUCUGAAUUUACAUUGUCAACUGUAAAUUUAGUCUAGAGAACAAAUUCAUCCUGCCAGAAUGUGUAUCUAUUUUUUGGACAAGGAUCGCCUCUUUUUUUUUUGUCGAUUUUCUCAUCCCAUUUAAGUGAGAUUUACGAUAGUGACCGUGGUAUCUUAUUUUGGUUACUAUGUCCUAAUUUUAGAUGCUAAAUUUUUGGUGCAAUUCUACUGGCAGAUAGGGGCAUUCGAGGAUUUCUGUAAUCAUGAUCACAGUUCUUUCGGAAACAAUUCUAAUGAUGUGCCUUUGAUGAUGGUAAGCUUUGAUUUGGAGCCUUUUGAUGUAUUAUCCUCAUUUAUACCUGCAACCUAUUUACUUAAAAUGUUAAUGUUUUUCCAAUACACAUUUCUCACAUAGAGGUGCCUAGUUUUCUUAAAUUUCAGGUAGUGCCUCUAUCUAAUUUCAUUGGCAAGUGCAUAACAAUUUGGAUGUCUACACUGUUGAAAAUGCAAGCUGAUUCUGAAAUAAGAAGGGAGAACGGUUAUGCGAGCCAUGUUUUCUGUGAAGAAAAAUAUCACCAUCGAAUGACCAGAAAAAUCAUGUCAAGUGAGGAAUUAGGUCUUGUCCUUGUUGGUUUUCUCCAGGUGGGCGUUCAUAUUUUAUAGUCUUGCUACAUUCAAUAUUGUUAUCUUUUCUGUGGGCAUGGAGAGCAUUUUUUUUGUUCAUUAUUGAUUAAUGGAAGCAUUCAUUGAUGGGGAUAGAAGAGGGAGGAGUAAAGUAAGAAUUUAUUCAGGUUGGCUGUGAUCAAUUGGCGUUACCUGUCUCACAGUUUAUGCGCAACAUGCGACUGGUUUAUCCCAAGGAGGUGUCAGCUCAAAACAUUUGAUUAAUGAUUUACAAAUGCAUUUGCAUGCACACACUGAAUGCAAUAUUUGUAGGUUUUUCUGCUUAACGGUAUGCACUGCUAUUGAUUGGAAGUCAAAUGCAACAAUAUAUACAACUGGAAGAAAAAGUGAUCUCAGCUCCCUCGCUCAUGACUACGCUGAUGUUGAUUAUCAUUCUAGAAUUUGAGAUCUUCUAUGUCUGUGUUUUAUACUUAGAUGGUAUAUUUUUCUUGAGGAGGAACUUGUGUCGGAGAAGCCUGUAUCUUCUCAUUCAAUCUUGAAUACUAGCAUUUUUCAAAUGGAACUGUUCCUAACUUAUUAUGUAAAACGUUAUUGGCGCAGUAUCUCCUGCUGUAAUUAGUUCUGCAAUGUUGGACAUUCCUAUGAAUUGAUUUAGAUGGUUAGGUUUCUUCUGAAAUAAUAUUAAAAGCAAAUAGCUUCCGUGACGCCUAUUUUUAUUGGUGUUUAUAUUUCUCAAGAGGUGAGAACAUUUUGUUACGACAUAAAUUUUUGUUCUUUAUUUAUUUUUUCUUUAUAUUCUUUCUUGAGGCAAAUAGCACGUUGUGCAUUUUAAAAAAAAAAGGGAUUAAUAGGUUUUGAUUGUUCUUUCUUUCUUGGGAAGCAUUCACACACUCGUGUAUUAGAAAAUGUAAAGUACUUGGCUUUGAAUGUCGCUGAUUACUGAUGUAUACCAGGUCUCCCCAUCCUCUGGAAGAUUACAACUGGUGGAUUCUACUGGAUGUGUAGAUGUUGUGAUGCCUGAUUUAUCGCCAAAUUUUGAUCCGCGCAUUUUAUAUGAGGUAAUGAACCUAGAAAAAUAUCUGGACUUUGAGUGAUCUAUCAGCUGGUCUUUCUGGAUAAAACUAAGGACUGAGAAUUUUCUUUUGGCGAGCAAGUUGAAGGCUAUUCCUCCGAAAUACAUAGAUAAUCUGUCACUGUGUAGGUGUGGGUAUAUGCGUGUAUUUCAUAAUUUUUUUCCUUGUAGAGUACAGGGAAUACAGUCAAAGGGUGGGAUAAUCCAUAUAUUUUUCCAAUAAUUUAAUUGCUUCUAAAAUGCGUCUUAAAUUUUGUCUCAGCUGGUUCAUGGGGUCUAAAUUUUUUUAAUGGUUUGCUGCCGACCUUUGCAUUUUUCAUUACCGUCUGAUAUCGAUAGAGACACCUAAACGUUCAGAAUCUUAAUUUCCUGGGACAGAUGGUUCCAUUAUUAUCGAUGGUUUCAAGAGGUAAAUGCCAGUUCUGUAGAGUUGGUGAGUUUUCUUUCUGAUCUGGUUUGGCCCUAUUGUAUUAUUGUUAGGACUUGCAUCUGGAAGAGAUCCACACUUCACAAUAGAUUGGAAAAGAUGUUCAUUACCAUCUUUCACCUUGAAGGAAUUAUAUCCCCUGUUUAUGGCUUUUGCUUGUUUGCAAUCUGCUCUGGGUGGAUGUUAUUUGGUGUUAGUGAUUAAAAAAAAGAAAACUAUGACAGUGAACAGUAUUCUUCACAGUGAUUCAGUAGAGAAGAAGCAUACCGUAGCAGAGUUAAGCAUGGCAGGAAUUUCUCAAACUCUUGCAUAUCAUUGCAGAAUUCAAACUCUCUCUCGCCUUCUGGAUUUUAUGGUAGAUCCCACUGCAUAAUUCCUCUUUGCUCAAUAAAUCUCUGAAUACAUGGUACCCCCAUCCAGAAAGUUUCAGUUCUUUCUUCUUUGAUGGCUUUCAUGAGUUUGGGAGCCUUCCCCGCGACGCCUGUAUGUGACUGUCCCCAUAUGUUGAAAUGAUUGGAGGUUGUACUGUAUAUUCUUUAUGGGUGGAUUUUGGGCCUUUUUUUCGUAAAACCACACCUGAAAAUAACCCGGAACAAGUCUAUUAGAAUCUGACACAGCGUUUCCUGCGCUCUUGUCUAAGGAUCAUAUGAGAGGUAGAGUGUUAUUACCUGGGUAUGUGCGCUCUAUAUAUGCAGUUCUGGCUAUAGGUGAUUACAUCUGUCUCUGACUUAGUAUUGUAUUUUGGCUGAUGAUUCAUCAUUUCACCAUUUCUGGUUUUUUUUCUUAUUUUGUAGUGUGUUACCUUGUGCUUCUGUGAUACAUAACAACCCUUGAAGUUCCUCCUCUUUGUCAUACGUGCACUAAAAAAUUUGACUCAAACUUGUUUGGACAGGUUAAAGAAUAUACACUUGUCCUAGAUGGUUUCCCUCUGCAACUUGAUCCCGUAUUACUACGUCAGAGUGAUCCACUCUCGUGCAGGAGUAUUUUUCAGCAUUUCCAGGUUAAGGAAGGGACGCAUAAUGUUAUGAUCUAUGCCCACUUUAACGCCAGAAAUCUUCGACGCCUCAACACUUCUAUUUUUCAUUCUGUUGUCACCGUUGAUGAUGCUAUGGGAAGUAUUGAUGCGGAUUUUUACUUGCUGUUGGUAACACACAAACUUCCUCACAUUCCGAACGUAUGUUCUACUCAGAUUGAAGCUCUCAUGAUUUUUUGAUCCGAUAUGUUUGAUUAACUUCGCCUACAUUGCUACAGUUUCCAGAUCAUUCAAAACAUUUAAACAGAACAAGUGCAUUUGCUGAGGCUGUACUUCUGCCUUAUAACCUGAUUAUAAAGCAGAAACAUCAAGAUUUCCAACAUGCAGAAGAUUCUAUGCAACCUAGAACUACUGAUGAUAUUCCAUGUCUGAUUACCUUCACGAAUAGUACACGUGAAGGGUAUCUGGUACCAUCCAAUUCUUCACGGAAAGAAAAGAUUUCCUCUUCAAAUGGUAAACAAGAUCUGCAGACGAUUCUGUUAGAAUUUAAGCCUGAGAGCAUUAACUUGUAUCAGGUACCCUAUUUUAUGCUUAUUCAAAACUUUUCACCCAAAAACAGCAUUUAGAUGUGAUUCCAUGCGUUGUACCUUUGUUUUUUUUUUGCGCGUAGCUAUUAGUAUGUUUAAUUUUAAUGUUGUUUUUCUGUGUUAGCUUCGCAUGAAAGUUUUCAGACGGCUGAUAGUUGUCUAAAUUUUACGCCAGCUGUUAUGCAUAGGCCAGUACUACAUUUUGAAGUCCUCCAAAGACCUUCGUUAUCGUACAGAGCAUAUUAUGUCCGUGGAUUCAGCUAAGGCACUUAUCAGCUCGCAGUCACAUCUCUGGAGCCUUGAUCUUUCUGUUGGCCAGCUUCUGCUUGCACAUACAGCUCGGUGUGACCAACUAUCAGAGCGUUCGUCAAUUGAAAAUUACGGCUCUCACUCCAGUGGUGUAUGUGAAAGUGGUAGAUUAUUCCAUCAUUAUGCAGACAUGAUCGAUAAACGCUUAGAUGCUCAUUUGUAUCUCUCCAAAAAAGAAAACCGACUUCUGAACGAAAUUAAAUUACUAGAAAAUUUCUUGAUUAAAGCUCAUAAUAUGCUUGGAGAGGUUUACAGUGUCUGUUCACUCAUUGAAAUUACAUCAUCGAUCUCAUUGCCAUAUUCUGGAAUCUCCAGUCCUCAAGGAAAGUUUCCUGAAGGAAAGUUUCCUGAAGGAAAGUUAAUAUCACUGAGAGGAUCCAUUACAGAUGUGCACAUUUCCCAACCCAGGGAUUCUGAUAGUAGAAUGGCAUGGAGCUACAAAGGUUUGGGAGACCGCACUCUGUGUAUCCAUGUGUGUGAAGGGCAUCAUAUGGUAAGCGUACUGUAUUUUGGUCUUGUAUCACUCUUCAUUUUUCUGUGUCUGCAUGAGAUUGUGUAAGCCGUUCGAUUCCAGUUGAAUAAGACUGAUCUAGCAGGUUAAAGUUCGGGGUGCUUUUUGCAAAAACGUUCAUCCCUUUGGACUAGGACCUGGAGCAAACGUGACCUUCCAUCGCGUCCUCAUGCUGUUGUAAGUAUUCCUCAAGUCAAACUUGUUGGGUUUGUUCUCGUUAGUUGGCUUUUUUGGUCUGAUAUAUGGUUUAAAGCUUAAUAAAAAUAAGAUUGCAUGCUAAAAAAUUUCCCGUCACAACCACUGCUUCAGUUGGUCCACGGGGAGUUUCAACCUGUGUAGUUUGAUUAUUUACAGCUUAGUUAUGGGUGUAAAGAAGUAUGUAUAACUAGUACAUUUUUGCAGCUUCCUGCUUCUUGAUAAAGGUGAAAGCCUCGAUGAUUUAUUGUUUAUCGUCUAAAAACUGUUGCACGGUAGCUUACCAGUGACGAUUUUAUGUACUUUCCAACUGGACUUAUUGAGCGAUUGAGAAUAGAACACUGAUUCUCGCCACACUGCUGUCAGUUAUUUUAUGUUUAUCUUCUGUGAUGGGAAUAAACAACUGUAUAUACUUCAAUAUUUAGGGAUUGUUUCCUAGGACAUCUCUAUGGAGACAAGUUUUAUGUAAUCAAAGCUAAACCCUGGUUCAGAACAAGGCAUCUCUAUGGAAAUUUUUAAGUUUGUUGUAUAUGGAACCUUACCAUGAUUUGUGUCAUGGGUUAUUUGUACUUGGUUUGGUUCUACACACGAUUAUAACCCACCGGUUUUGUAUUGUUUUGGAAGUGGAGAAUGCUUCCAGAAACGGUCAUCGCCAAAGCCAGAAUACGAUAUCCCGUUUAAUUAUUUAAAUUCUGAUUAGAGUACAAAUUAGAAUUACUUGCAAGCACAUUUGUAUCUUCUGUUAAAUAUCAGCCAUUGAAUUAUAGUUUUGAUCUAUAAUGUGAUUCAUGUCCUUCAUUAUUAUUAUUAUUAUUAUUUUGUUUGUUUGUUUAUCAUAUACGUUGAUAUUUGUCUGGAAAAUUAGAGACUAGUAUCACGGAGGUUGUUUCCUUGCAUGGUUCCUAUCCUGCUUUUAGUUGGUUAAAAAAUAUCUUAAGAUUUAUUCUGGUCAGAGAUUUUCUAAUUUUAAUUGCCAUCCUGUUGAAUGAUGACAAGUGGUACAAAAACUAUGAUUCUAUCUUUAUUAAUUUUCAGAAACUCCGGACAAUAUGAAUUGGUGAUGAUUCCUGUGUCGUGCUUGGUGGUUAAUUAUGUUGAGAGAUUGGAUCAUAUCCUUCAUUGUUGCCGAAACUUCCCACCCCUGAUCAGAAGCUCCGAGUCUUCAUCCGAUUUGGACGCCCGAAUUGAGUCCUCACGCAUGGGAUCAUCGAGACUAAUUUCAGAGUUAAUCCAUUAUUCUGAUAAGACAAAAGUUCGCCUUCACUGUAGGGUAAGAAUACUCUCGUUGGUGCUGCCUUUACAGUGUCUUUUUCUGUUCCAUUUGUCAUUAAUUGAUCAAUAUCCAUUGUACCGUAAUCUCCUGAUGGGUGUUUCUCAGGUGUAUGGAACCUUUCUAUUGUUGUUAGAAGAUCAAGUUCCCAAACCAAAAAGGUUGCGACCAGCGCAGAGAUUCAGGAUCCCGGCUGUCAGAAUUCCACUUGCAGGUUUUAUAAUAGGUAGGUUCUCUUUGUACUGCCAUCUAAUCCUGUUAUUGACAGUGAUCGCCUGGUUCUUUCGGUUUCCACCAGAAUUCUCUAACCCAAUCCGAUCAGAAUGAAAAAGAACGAAUCUUUACGAUGCUGGGCUUAGUACCAGGGCACAUAGUGCCGCUGCUGCAAGAUCACUAGUUAGAAUGUGCUUUCAUGCCAUGGUUUGUCAUACGAAAAUUUCACCAGACUCUUUUUUUUUUUUUUUUAAUCUCUGCAGAUGAUGGUUCAUCCUUGUGCUGUUGCUGGGCAGACUCUGGCAGAGCUAAAACGAUGCUCCAGCUAGAAGAAUCUGCUUGCCAGUCUUUCUCUAGUGGUCAUGGAGAUAACCAGACACAGGUCACCGUGGGGUAUCUUCUGAAGAAGAUGCUGAAGAAUCAUCGCAGAAUUACCCUAAGGAAUUUCGGAGCCAAGGUCGACUCCCCUCUCGUGGACGCUACAUUCUCAGUUGACUCAAGAAAAGUCCUCAGCCCUUUUGACCAGGACGCCCUCAAGUUCGUCAUCCUGCAUGCCCAGAAUGGGCCGAAUUUGGUCAGCAUCUCCAGACCCCCGAGCUCACUAAAUGUUCCAGCUGAUCAUUGGUUGACUUCCCCUUGAUGAAUUUUCUAGUCACUAAUCUUGAUAUUGCUGCCUACCCUGAUGAUCUGGGCCAUCUGGGGCUACUUCUGGAUAGAAAUGUGCCUGCAUUGGUGCCUGAGUUGGUUUUCUUCUUCGUGGCAGAAUGUUGCGGGCCAUGUGCUGAAUCUGGAGGAGUUACCCUGUCUGGAGGAGGACUUAUCUGCGACAGAUCUUGUUAAAAAGUCAAUGAUACACGUGUGGGCUACAGAAGUUACCCACGCGAGUCCACUGGUGGAAGCUAGAAAUUUAAUGAACGAGCUACUAGAGGUGGUGGGUAUGCCAGAGAAGCCCCGAACAUUAAAGAAAAAAGUUCAAGUUCGCGCUUUUUCUGUCUAA